Molecule: messenger RNA, 995 nt
Organism: Rubroshorea leprosula
Lineage: Eukaryota; Viridiplantae; Streptophyta; Magnoliopsida; Malvales; Dipterocarpaceae
Source: the annotation of a GenBank genome assembly
GCAUUCUCGAGUUGAGGUAGAAGAUGGGUGUAAGGAGGGGAGUUGUUGGAGUUUUGGUUCUGCUGGUAGUGGUGUUGAGCACUAGUUUCGUUGAUGGGGUUCAUGGAUUUGAGGAAAGGGAUGUGGUUGCUCAAUCCAAUGCUACUUUAACGGAUAAGAUUUCUGCUGAAAGCCAUGGCUUGGUUACAGAUAUGCUUGAAAAAGAUACAAACUCGUCCAAGGAAAUGGUAGGGAAAGAUAAUGUCAAUGUGAACCGUGGUGGAAAAGGAGGCAAUGGAGGUGGAGGUGGAGGAGGAGGAGGUGGGGGCAGCGGUAGUGGUGGUGGUGGAGGAGGAGGUGGCGGUAGUGGUAAUGGAGGUGGAAGUGGGGGAGGAGGUGGAGGAAGUGGCAAUGGUGGAAAGGGUAAAGCACACAAGAGAAAGGGAAGAAGAAAUGCUGGUGGAAAAGGGGGAGGUAGCGGUGGUGGCAGUGGUGGUGGUGGCGGCAGUGGUGGAGGGGGUGGUGGAGGAGGAGGAGGAGCAGGAAAUGGCAAAGGUUAUGGGUGGGGUGGAGGACACGGGGGAGGGGGAGGAGGUGGUGGUGGGAAUGGAGGGGGUGGUGGUGGGGGUGGAGGUGGAGGUGGAGGUGGAGGCGGUGGCGGUGGUGGUGGUGGAGGAGGAGGGGGUCAAGGUGGCGGCUGGGGUUGGGGGGGAGGUGGCAACCAGGGUGGUUGCCCCUUUUGGGGAUGUCGUGGCCAUGGUAAAUCAAUUGGGGGAAGGAAGACUAGCCCUCCUAAAUCCAACUAAAUUUGCCGCUUACCAUGCACAUCACCCCGUCAAUUGACAUUCAAAGUUCAAACUCAAUUUCUCCACAUGUACUUUUGCUUUGCCUUUGGUUGGUUUGCGCCUAUAUGGGCUUUUUCAUUUUGUUAUGAGAAAUGAAGAAUAAAGAGGAUUUGUUACGUUGAUACUUGAUUUGGAAUUUUGAAUGCUAAGGAAUGAAGUUUUAUUUUCUUA